AUGGACAUUGAACAAUUCAGAAAGGCAGGACACGCCGCUAUUGAUCAGAUAUGCGAUUACUAUUCAAACAUUUCGAACGUACCUGUCAAAGCACAAGUUCAACCUGGUUAUUUGAUCGAUCAAUUACCCAGAGAAGCACCUGAGAAUGGACAGAAAUUCGAUGAGAUCCAAAGAGAUUUCGGUAAAUUGAUCUUACCUGGUAUAACACAUUGGCAAUCACCUUCAUUCUUUGCUUAUUUCCCUUCAAACUCGACUUUCGAAUGUAUGAUUGCGGAUUUGCUCUCUUCAAGUGUAUCUAAUCCAGGAUUUAACUGGAUCUGCUCGCCGGCAUGUACGGAGCUGGAACAGGUGGUAGUGGAAUGGGCAGCUAGGAUGUUAGGUCUCUCGAAGGAGUUUUGGGGUUCUUCAGGUAUAGGUGGAGGAGUGAUUAUGGGCUCAGCAUCCGACUCGGCAUUCACUGCAGCCAUAGCCGCCCGAGAGAAAGCUCUAAGACGACUAUCCCUCGAGGCAGGAGUUCAAGCUGGAGAUAAUGGACAGAUAGAGAUUCCUGAUGAGAUCAGGCAGGAAUACGGCCAGAAACUAGUCGUUUAUGGUAGUACCCAGACUCAUAGCUUGGGUGCAAAGGCUGCCUUGAUGCUCGGAUUACCCUUCCGAGCUAUACCCGUAUCGAUCGAAGAUCAAUAUUCCCUCAGAGGAGAGGAUGUAAGAGAGGCUAUUGAGAAAGACAAAAAAGCAGGUCUGGUCCCUUUCUUGGUCUACGCCACUGUCGGGACCACAUCUACUGGAGCUGUCGACAGGAUAGCGGAGAUUGGUGAAGUCUUGAAAGACUACCCGACUGCUUUCCUUCACGUCGAUGCCGCUUGGGCAGGUGUAGCAUAUGCCUUACCUCAAUAUCGAGAAUCACUAAGAUUAAAGGAAGUAAACGAAUAUGCCGAUUCGUUCUGUACGAAUUUCCAUAAAUGGGGUUUAACGACUUUCGAUUGUAGUAUUUUCUGCGUGAAGAAUCGUAAAGAUUUGACUCAAGCUUUAGAUGUCACUCCACCCUUCCUUCGAAGUAAAGAAGCAGAUGCGGGUACAGUUAUAGAUUAUAGGAACUGGCAACCAUCCCUGGGAAGAAGAUUCCGAAGUAUCAAAUUAUGGUUUGUCCUUAGGAGUUUUGGUAUUAGUGGAUUUCAAAAGCACCUCGAGAGGGGUAUCGAACAUCGUCAAAAACUUACUGAGAUUGUCGAACGAUCCAAUAGAUUCGAAAUUGUUACAACACCCAAUUUGUCUUUAUUGGUUUUCCGUCUGCAUCCCAAGGAUCCCAAGGACAACAUGGAAGUGGAUGAUGACAAGUUGAAUUUGUUAAAUCAGAAAUUGCAUCAGAGAUUGGACAGUCGAUAUGAUAUCUUCUUAACUCAGACGGUAUUACAUAGUAAAGAGAGGAAUAUAUUUUGUAUAAGGUUGGCUAUGGGUGGUGUGAAUACUACUUUUGAGGAUGUCAAGAGGGCUUGGGAGAUUGUUGAGUUGGAAGGUGAUAAGGUGCUUCAAGAGGAUGAUCUGGUUUAG
Kwoniella botswanensis is the source of this 1548-nucleotide messenger RNA. RefSeq lists its product as uncharacterized. Bases 1 to 1548 code for a protein of 515 amino acids. Gene Ontology annotation, cellular component: cytoplasm. NCBI's taxonomy places the organism in Eukaryota, Fungi, Basidiomycota, Tremellomycetes, Tremellales, Cryptococcaceae. The record is from RefSeq and is a predicted model, not a curated record. Gene Ontology annotation, molecular function: carboxy-lyase activity; pyridoxal phosphate binding. The transcript is spliced from 14 exons. Gene Ontology annotation, biological process: amino acid metabolic process.